AUGGCGACCCCAAAGAAGCCGCGAACUCUCUACGAGAAAAUCUUCGCCGACCACAUCGUCGCCGAGCGAGACGACGGCACUGUCUUGCUCUACAUUGACCGGCACUUAAUCCACGAAGUCACCUCCCCGCAAGCUUUCAGCGGUUUGGCAUCUCGAUCGCUCCCUGUGCGCCAACCCGCCCUCCAGCUCGCCACAUCCGAUCAUAACGUUCCCACGACGCCACGGCCCUAUCCCGUCACGCCCGCCACCUAUCUGCGCGUCCCAGCUUCGCGCCUCCAAGUUCAGACUCUCGAGCGCAACGUCCGGGCGCACAAUAUCCCCUAUCUAGGGCUGAACUCGCGACGGCAGGGGAUCGUGCACGUGAUAGGCCCGGAGCUGGGGUUCACGCUGCCCGGCACGACCAUCGUAUGCGGGGACAGCCAUACGAGCACCCAUGGUGCGUUUGGGGCACUAGCGUGGGGCGUAGGUACGAGCGAGGUAGAGCAUGUGCUCGCAACGCAGACGGUCGUGGUGACGAGGUGGGGGAACAUGAGAGUCGAAGUCAAUGGUGCUUUAGCCGAAGGUGUAAGCUCUAAGGACCUGAUGAUGCAUAUCAUUGGGACGAUAGGCACGGCGGGUGGUACGGGGAUGGUGAUUGAGUUCGCGGGUCCAGUAAUCAGGAAAUUGAGCAUGGAGAGCCGAAUGGCGCUGUGCAACAUGUCCAUCGAAGCGGGAGCUCGAGCUGGGCUGAUCGCGCCGGAUGAAACGACUUUCGAGUACGUGAAGGGUCGACCGCUGGCACCGACUGGUGGACAGUGGGAGGAGGUGUUGAAGUACUGGGAGCAGCUCUACUCGGAUCCCGGAGCCCAUUUCGACAAGACCGUGCACAUUGAUGCCACGGCGGUGAUGCCUACAGUCACGUGGGGUACAUCUCCGGAACAAGUCGUCUCCAUCACGGGCUCGGUUCCAGCGCCAGAAGACUUCGAAGACCCGGUGAAGCAGGAGAGUUGUCGGCAGGCGCUGGGGUAUAUGGGUCUAGAAGCGGGGGCAAGAAUGACGGACAUCGCAGUCGACAAAGUCUUUAUAGGGUCAUGCACCAACGCUCGACUCGAAGACUUCCGCAUCGCCGCACGGAUACUUCGAGGAAAGCGGAUAUCGCCGAACCUCAAGCUCGCCCUUGCAGUUCCGGGGUCCGGUGCAGUGAAGAGGGCUGCAGAGCGCGAAGGAAUUGAUGCUAUUUUUAAGCAAGCUGGAUUUCAGUGGAGAGAAGCGGGGUGCAGUCUAUGCGUGGGCUUGAAUGAGGACGCGUUACUGCCGUUCGAAAGAUGUGCGAGUACGAGCAAUCGGAACUUCGAGAGCCGUCAAGGGACAGCGGGGAGGACACAUUUGGUCUCUCCUGCAGUUGCAGCUGCUACUGCGAUUCAUGGCACGUUGGCUGAUGUGCGUCUUGAAACUGGAUUGAAACCGCAAGAGGCCCCCGAAGUGAUUUACUCAUCCGAAAGCGAGGAAUACAUCGAAAGCGGGAGUGAGGGAGGCAAUCCUGAGGUUGAAAAUACUGAUCAACCUAGUGCAGCUCCGGUGGCACGAUCGGCAAAGAUAUCAGCGUACUCCACUACCGUUUGCGGUAGCGUAGCGAUAGUCGAGCGCUCAAACAUCGACACAGACGCCAUCUUCCCGAAGCAGUUUUGUACCACGAUCGAACGGAAAGGACUGGGUGAUUGCUUGUUCCACAAUCUCCGCUACCACCCCGACGGGAACCCUAAAGCCGACUUCAUCCUCAACCAAAAAAAGCAUCGUAACGCUAGUUUCCUGCUCGCCACUGGCCCAAAUUUUGGCUGUGGCAGCUCUCGGGAGCAUGCCGUCUGGGCGCUUCAAGACUUCGGGUUCCGGUGCAUCUUUGCACCUAGCUUUGCUGAUAUCUUCUACAAUAAUGCGUUCAAGAACGGGCUUCUGUUAGUGAAACCUGACGCCGCGUUGGUGGCCCGCAUUGUCCUGUCAGCUGGAUUGGGGAAAGAAAUUCAAAUUAAUCUUGCUGAUCAGGUGGUAUUGGACGAAAGUGGUGUCAAGAUAGGGGGCUUUGAGAUAGAAGAACGCCGAAAGAAAGAAUUAAUCGACGGCAUGGAUGAGAUUGCCGUCACUCUAGCGACUAUUGAGGACAUUGAGGAGUUUGAAAGGGAUAGGAAAGCAGCUAGGCCAUGGAUUGAUGAGUCGGUGCGUGAUGGGUGGAGUUCAAAGUUAGCGAAGGAGGUCAAGGGAUGGAAACACAAGGAUGCGCAGAUAAAUUCUUUAGAUUGGUAAUGAUAAUGCAGCCCCUUUUUUGGUGA
Messenger RNA from Mytilinidion resinicola, 2303 nucleotides. RefSeq lists its product as uncharacterized. The coding region runs from base 1 to 2277 and encodes 758 amino acids. The transcript has 3 exons. Gene Ontology annotation, molecular function: 4 iron, 4 sulfur cluster binding; 3-isopropylmalate dehydratase activity. Gene Ontology annotation, biological process: L-leucine biosynthetic process. The record is from RefSeq and is a predicted model, not a curated record. Lineage: Eukaryota; Fungi; Ascomycota; Dothideomycetes; Mytilinidiales; Mytilinidiaceae. Gene Ontology annotation, cellular component: 3-isopropylmalate dehydratase complex.